This is a messenger RNA of Pomacea canaliculata, 2235 nucleotides long. Its product is annotated as WD repeat-containing protein 53-like. The transcript is spliced from 2 exons. The record is from RefSeq and is a predicted model, not a curated record. The coding region runs from base 149 to 1168 and encodes 339 amino acids. Lineage: Eukaryota; Metazoa; Mollusca; Gastropoda; Architaenioglossa; Ampullariidae. Gene Ontology annotation, molecular function: protein binding.
AGUGCCCCCCGCACUUCACGACAAAGUCUCGCGUGAUUGGAUGAAACGAAAGGGAAACAACCGCAGUACAGAGAAGAGUGUUGUGUGCUGGCCACCGGGCAGGAGAUCGAACAUUUAGGGUACAGUGAGACGGUUUUAACAGGCUACUAUGGCAACAGUGAAGUGGACAGGGGGUCACCAAAGUUCUGUGCUGUGUGUUGCGGUAAACCAGACAACCGGCACAAUAGCAUCUGGAGGGGAGCUUGGCGAACUGUGCAUCUGGUCAGACACUGGAGAGUUGUUACAUAAGUAUUCACGUCCUGGUGCUGACUGCACCUCAGUAUUGUUUUCUAAAGAGAAACACUCAAUCCUGUAUGCAGCAUUUGGGUUGGAGAUUCUAAUGUUUGAUGUUAGCCAGACCUUGGAACUAGUGUAUGUGUUCCAGGGUAAUCAGGAUGAAGUGAAUCAGGUGCAGCUGGAUGAUAAGGAGCAGUUUCUUGCAGCCUGUGAUGACUCUGGUGAGAUAAAAAUCUUCAGCAUAGGAGAUAAAAAGGUCUUUAAGACGCUGCGAUUUAAACACACAAACAUUUGUUCUACAAUUUCUUUUAGGUCUAACCAUCCCUGGGAAAUUAUCAGUGGCGGGCUAGAUUGCCGCCUUAUUCACUGGAACUUUUCCACUCUUAAGUGUCUAAACAAGUUUAAUAUGCAGGAACUGCACAGCACAAGUAAUGAUGCCUCCUUGUACAUGGUGAACCCACCUUUUGUUCAUCAUAUAGGAAAGAAUGAAAGUGGAUCUCUAUAUGCCUGUGCAUUGGAAAAUGGACUCAUUGCUGUAUUUGAUGGCAGCAGCAGACAUCUGAAAGAAAAGUUUUCUCUCCAUGCACAUGAACAAGGUGUAUCACAAGUGCAUUUUCAUGGGGACAACACUCUUAUCUCAGGAGGAAAUGACUAUCGAGUGAUUGUUUGGGAUCUUAGUAAAGCAGAGCAGUAUCAAGAACACGAAAAUUUAGUAAUGAAUGGGGAUUGUUCUCCCGAGGACAAACGGAAUGAAAUUAUUACAGUCCUGUGCAGAGUUAAAAUUAUUGCUCAUCCACAUAAGGUGAACUGGCUGAUUCCAUUUGUUCGUAGUGGUCACCUCUUUGCUGCAAUUGCUGAUCAGACUUGUGAGAUUACUAUCCAGCCACUUUAGUUUUAUCAUUGGACAAAUAUAGCUACAAAAACUGCAACCACCAGAUACACUUAUGCUGUAUCUAACUGUAUGAAUUUUGCCAGUGUCUUUAACUGAUCUUGUAUAAUCAGUCCUCAAGAAACCAACAUAAGGAUGUCCACCAACAAACUAUAAAUGAAUGAUGGCAAAGCAGAAGUAAUUCCAAUAGCCUCUACAAAUAAAGUGAAAUGUAUACCAUCCUCUACUACUACUUUCUACAACAUGUCUUUCCCAGACCAUCAAGAAUCUUAAGUCGGUCUCUUGUUUAAUUUGCCCUCGUUUAUGUGCCCGGCAUCAUACAAGAGAAAUUAAUUUUUUUAUAGAAUUCUCUGCCCCUUUCUCUUUGGACUGCAUGUACAAAGUUUUUAAGUCUAGCCUCAAAACCUACCUUUUAAGAAAUAUCUUAAUAAUAUUUGGCUCACUCCUCAGUUCUUGAUCUAUGUUCAUGCAUUUUGAUGUUUGUCAUGGUUUCAUCUGUUUACUGAUGAUUGUGUUCCUCAGUUGUAUGGCUGUCAGUUUAUAAUCUUUUGUUAGCAGGUCAUUGAGUUUGCUUCCAUAUGGUAAAAUACACUCUAAAGAUUCAGUUAUUAUUAGUUAUUGUAUGAAAGAGUAUCAUUUUUCAUAUUCAAUAGUCAGUAUUAAAAACUGUUAAGAGUGAUAACACGGACUUUUACUAGGACCCUUUUUUCUUUUGGUUCUAACAUGGUGGAUAUUUUUGUGACAUUUGGGAAUGUGUAUAGAUAUAGUGUUACAGUGUUAGACACUGCUACACAGUGUUAGGAGUAUUUUUAACUGAGCUUUUGAAAAAGGAAACUUGUUUGUAUGACAUGUUUUCUAGUUAGCUCUAAAUCUUUGUGUGGAAGGGAGAUUUUUAUGAACAAAUGACAUGUACAGAGAGUUGAGGGUCCAAGUUCAGCGACAUGUACUAAUCUUGCUAGAAGAUUUGAAUAAUAAUGUUUUGAAGGAUAAGAUCGCCUGAUUAGGGCAUGUGCUAAAGGGCCAUUCUGCAAUGGAAGCUUAAACAACCAGUGAAGUAGUUUGUUAUUUUU